This is a messenger RNA of Struthio camelus australis, 2006 nucleotides long. The record is from RefSeq and is a predicted model, not a curated record. Lineage: Eukaryota; Metazoa; Chordata; Aves; Struthioniformes; Struthionidae.
GGUCUCCGCCGCCGCGGGCUCCCCGAAGGGGGUCACUGCGCUGAGAAGGGGGAUGGAUGCGCCGAGUCCUGGAAAUCGGCGUGCAGAAAUAGCACCGAAAUCAGGUCCUCAGGGCGAGAGGGAGAGCUUAAAGAUGGGGCAAUAAAUGCCUCUUGCUGCCAGGUGCUUUUAGGGGCAAGGGCAUCGCAAACCGAGCACCAAGAAGUCGUGAGGCUGGCAGCUCACUUAAGUCGCGUGACAUGCAGCUCUUGCAGUACUCUGACUGGCAGCCCAAAGAGGUACACACCAGUUGCUGCAAGCAUGCAGCUCAUGAUCACAGCUUCACUCCUGUUUCCCCGUAUUGUGUCUCUAUUCUCUACCAGAACUUACUUUAUAUGGACAAAACAUCCUUCUCUGAAGAAGUCUUCUAUCUAAAGCAAGAAAACAUUAUGUAAACCUAGUAUUAUUUUACCCUAGGCGAACUGAAUGCUAGCAGCCAAAUGACCUAGGCAGGGCCAGCUUAAUGGGGACAAUGAAGAGGCAAUGUUAAGUACCUGCCUGAGUGCAGCCUAGUGGGAAGUGUAAAUUAAUGCAAACUUAUAUACACAGAAUUUGGUCGAGGAAAUGACUUGGGGGGGAAAAAAAACCCCACCAAACAAACAGCAAAACAGUAAAUCUUACCAGUUAUCCAGCAGAGCUUACAAAAAGUCUUUCAGAGAAAAGAUUUGCUGAAGUGCAAAAAACUUAAAUGACAAGCAAACUGUGUUUCUAUAUUUAAAAAUUGGUUAUUUUACACAGUUACCUUUAUACUUAAGUCAGCCUUUAAGAAGUGGUUAAGCUCCAAGCUGUACAAUAUUAAAUGUCAAGCUUCAAAACAAGUCAAUGCAGAUUAAAUCCCAGGCUUCUAGUAACAUCAUAAAUUUAUAGGUUGUUACACAUACCACAUUUUACACUGGUUCCUCAGUUUGUUCACAGUAAUACCAUUUUCCCUGCCCAACUAAUGGGGGGAGGAGGGGCUACUUCAUCCCAUUCCCUCCAAAAGCAGCAUUUGUCUGUUUGCGGAGCUGCGACUGUACUUGUGAUACUGCUGGUGUUGUUAUUAGGUAAUCUCUACAGCAGACAUAUCCAGAUAGAUGGAGAGAUGCUGGCUAUUCAAGUGCAAGAUACUCCAGGAGUUCAGAUCCAUGAACACAGUCUGGAUUGUAAUGACCAGCUGAACAGAUGCAUUCGCUGGGCAGAUGCCCUUGUGAUAGUCUUCUCCAUCACAGAUUACAAGAGCUAUGAACUACUUAGUCACCUUUACCAUCAUGUUCGACAGCUGCAUCCAGGAAACGCAGUUCCUGUUGUCAUUGUAGCCAACAAAGCUGAUCUCUUGCAUAUUAAAGAGGUGGAGCCUCAGCAUGGACUUCAGCUGGCCAGCAUGCUGGGCUGUACUUUCUAUGAAGUAUCUGUCAGUGAAAACUACAACGAUGUUUUCAAUGCUUUCCAUGUCCUGUGUAAAGAAGUUAGUAAACAACAAACAGCCAGCACUCCUGAGCGAAGAAGAACCUCUCUUAUUCCACGGCCAAAAUCCCCCAACAUGCAGGAUCUGAAGAGAAGGUUUAAGCAAGCUUUGUCUGCCAAAGUGAGGACUGUCACUUCUGUUUGAAAGCAGAGCCGAGUGGCGGUUUUGGUCUUCCCAACAUUGUAGUCUGAGUUUGAAACCUGGAAUAUUAAACACUGGCGCUUCUAGAGUCCAUUGUUGAGGGGAAGAGGAGGGGAAGGAGAAAAAAAAAAAGGUUCAGGUAGCCUUUUGAAUGGCUGUAGAAACAAGAAAUUGGUUAAAAAAGAUCGGGGGAGGGGGAAGAAACUCUUGAAAUGGUUCUGGGAUGUAACUUGUGGAACAAGUUCCAUUUCCAAAUGAAAAUACUUUCCAGUAAAUGAGCUUUCAGUUUGUCUCUUCUCCAACAGGACAGAUUUGGCUUAAUGUUUGUGCAGGGAAAAAAAACCUUUUAGCUGUAACUCUCAAUUUCUUGUACUUGAGCAGG